Schistosoma margrebowiei is the source of this 1170-nucleotide messenger RNA. The record is from the annotation of a GenBank genome assembly. NCBI's taxonomy places the organism in Eukaryota, Metazoa, Platyhelminthes, Trematoda, Strigeidida, Schistosomatidae.
CUUCGAGUCCUUGAGCUGUACUUUAAGGUCAUACACAUGGUUUUCUGUUUCUGCAAUCUAAAUUAUAAAACAUAACCCAAACCGCUGUUAAUGUAUGGUAUAGAAGCACUAGAAGAAGUAAAAAAGUUGGCCGAGGAUGAUUCUAAGUAUGUUGCCUUGAUAAAUGACAAAACUACAUUACAGGGACUUGUUUUACUACUUUCGAACAAAAAUAACUCAGUUAUUUCAAUAGUGCUGCAAACCUUAAAAAUUAUAUCUGGCCGACCAGGUGGUAUUGAUGCUCUGCAAUCAUUAUUGGGAUUAGGUGAACAGCUAAAUGAACUGAUUAAACCCACUAAAUCCAGUGAAAACGAAGCCUCUCAGCCCUUCUCUAGGAACGCUGAGGAACUUUUAUCUUUGCUUAACUGCUCCAAUAGACAAGGUCCUCCCAGACCCAUGAAAACCAAUCCAGAAAAAUCACACCCCACAUUCAGACCAAAGAAUGUAGUUUUACAGCUCAGAGGAAUAACAGACGAGGAUGAUAUUGAAAUAGUAUGUUCAAAGCUCUUGAAAAUUCGCGGUGUAGUUAGUAUUACAUUUCAGCUGCAGAAACAUCGCGUUCUUGUUUGCACGGUACCUUCGUUAGAUCCGGAAUGCCUUUUACAUGCAGUAUCUUCAAUUAAAAACAACCCAGGUCAGUCAGAUGGUACUUGUCAAACAGAUUCGACCCGUCCCAUAAUCACAGCCCAGAUUGUCAGGAGAAAACAUAGAGCGCAAUCCUUAUACAGACACAGUUCAUUCAACGGUUUAAAAUAUAGGCAAAACUCGCGAAAUACUGAAGUCCCACCUUAUUUAGAAGAUGAUGCUGAUCUCUUUGAGGUUGAUGAAACAAGAGCUGCUCCAAAAUUAAUGGAUGCUCCAAGCAAAUCAAAUCCUUCUAAAGGUCCUAUUAGUUGGCUAUCAGAUUUCCUGGAAAAAUCACUAUUUUGGUGAAUUUCGUACAAUAUUUCCUGUUUCAUAGGUUUUAUAUUAUGUCAGCUACUGUAUUUAGAAAUAGAAAUACAAACUUCCUAUAACUUACAUUCCCUGUAAUAGAUCUACAAAAUGUCAAUUGUCGUUUGAUCUCACGAAUUAAUGCGACUUUCCAUGCCAAGAUCCCAACCCGACUCUUGAUUACCAUAAUCUGCAACA